Molecule: messenger RNA, 5349 nt
Organism: Oldenlandia corymbosa var. corymbosa
Lineage: Eukaryota; Viridiplantae; Streptophyta; Magnoliopsida; Gentianales; Rubiaceae
Source: the annotation of a GenBank genome assembly
AUGGCGGGUGCUGCUGGAGGUUUCUUGACGCGGGCGUUUGAGUCCAUGCUCAAAGAGUGUGCCACCAAUAAGAAGUUCACUUCACUUCAAACCGCUAUCCAGACUUAUUUAGAUAAUGCGAAGAACUCUAAUAAGCAGUUAAGCUCCAGUGGAACAACAGAGACUGUUUCACAUGUGGAUGAACACAGUUUGCCUGAAGCAGAAGCUGGGUCGACAAAAGAUGCAGCUGGACAAGAUCAAUCGGCGAUGUCUUCGCAAUCUCCUGAGGCAGCAGUUCCUGUGGGCAGACCAAGUGGCAUGACUGGAACGCUCACAUCUGCACUAGAAAAUGCUGGGAAUACUUUAGGAGGAGAUGAUGUGGAACUUGUUUUGAGCCCGCUCCGACUAGCAUUCGAGACCAAAAAUGUCAAAGUGGUGGAGCUUGCAUUGGAUUGCCUCCAUAAACUUAUUGCUUAUGACCAUUUAGAGGGUGAUCCUGGUCUUGAUGGUGGCUUAAAUGGACCAUUAUUUACGGAUAUCCUGAACAUGGUAUGCGGUUGUGUGGAUAAUUCAUCACCUGACAGCACUACUCUACAAGUCCUGAAGGUACUUCUUACAGCUGUUGCGUCGACUAAAUUCAGAGUUCAUGGAGAACUUUUGCUUGGAGUAAUAAGAGUGUGCUAUAACAUUGCUCUUAAUAGCAAGAGUCCCAUAAAUCAAGCAACUGCAAAAGCUAUGUUAACGCAAAUGCUCAGUCUUGUAUUUAGACGGAUGGAGAAUGAUGUUGUCCCAACUUUGUCUGCUUCUGCUGCGCACAAAGAAGCUAGUUUAGACAAAGAAUCCAACUUGGAGGUUGAGGCUGCUUCAUCAAGUGAUCAAAAUGACAAAGAAACGACAUUAGACAAUGCAGAUUCAAUCAAUCAAGUCAAAGAUGCAUCUCCUGCAUCUGUUGAUGAACUUCAAAAUCUUGCGGGCGGGACUGAUAUCAAGGGUUUAGAGGCCGUCCUCGAAAAGGCGGUGAACCUUGAAGAGGGUGAAAAAGUCACAAGAGGUGUUGACCUAGAAGGCAUGAGCAUUGGAGAACGUGACGCGUUACUUCUCUUUCGCACCCUCUGCAAGAUGUGCAUGAAGGAAGAUAACGAUGAAGUUACUACUAAGACACGCAUCCUCUCGUUGGAGCUUUUGCAGGGUCUACUUGAAGGUGUCAGUGUCUCAUUUACAAAGAACUUUCAGUUCAUUGACUCGGUCAAAGCUUACCUUUCAUAUGCUUUAUUGCGAGCAUCAGUGUCCCAGACUACUAACAUAUUUCAGUAUGCAACUGGAAUCUUCUCCGUGCUCUUGUUGCGGUUCAGGGAAAGUCUGAAAGGGGAAAUUGGAGUUUUCUUUCCGUUGACUGUUCUACGACCCUUGGAUGGCUCAGACCUGAACCAAAAAUUGAGUGUUCUUCGGAUGCUGGAGAAAGUUUGCAAGGAUUCCCAAAUGUUAGUUGACCUCUAUGUGAACUAUGAUUGUGAUCUUGAAGCCCCUAAUUUGUUUGAACGGAUGGUUAUGAUCGUAUCCAAAAUUGCCCAAGGGACUCAACAUAUGGAUCCUAAUUCUGUCACUGCUUCCCAAAUGGGAUCGAUUAAAACUUCAUCCCUUCAGUGUCUCGUGAAUGUCAUUAAAUCAUUGGUAGAGUGGGAGAAGGCCCAGAGGGAAUCAGAGAAGCACAAACAAAUUCCUGAAGUGGAAACUUCAGCAAAAGAUUUCAAUGAGCUUAGAAGCCGGGAAGAUGCACCCAGUAAUUUUGAGAAACUUAAAGCUCAUAAAUCUACACUUGAAGCUGCUGUUGCUGAGUUCAACCGAAAGCCUGAGAAAGGUAUAGACUAUGUGGUGUCUAGUGGUUUGGUAGAGAACACACCAGCAUCAGUAGCUCAGUUUCUCCGGAACACUCCCAAUUUGGACAAGGCCAAAGUUGGUGAUUAUAUGGGGCAGCACGAGGAGUUCCCACUUUCUGUAAUGCAUGCCUAUGUUGAUUCCAUGAGCUUUUCUGGGAUGAAAUUCGAUGCUGCAAUUCGUGAAUUUCUCAAAGGGUUCCGACUACCAGGAGAGGCUCAGAAGAUAGACCGCAUCAUGGAAAAAUUUGCUGAGCGCUAUUGCACGGAUAAUCCUGGUCUGUUCAAAAAUGCAGACACUGCUUAUGUCCUUGCCUAUGCUGUCAUAAUGUUGAAUACGGAUGCUCAUAAUCCAAUGGUUUGGCCAAAGAUGUCUAAGAGUGAUUUUCUACGGAUGAAUGCUUUACAUGAUGCCGAAGAGUCAGCCCCCACUGAUCUCUUAGAAGAAAUUUAUGAUUCGAUUGUUAAAGAAGAAAUCAAAAUGAAAGAUGAGUCUGCUGGUCUUGCAAAAAGUGGCAAGCAAAAGCCAGGAGAGGAAAGAGGUGGGCUUGUUAGCAUUCUAAACCUGGCUCUACCCAAGAGGAAAUCUUCAACAGAUUCGCAGUCUGAAAGCGAAGCAAUUGUCAAACAAACACAAGCCUUUGUCAGGAGCCAAGGAAGGAAAAGAGGAGUUUUUUACACUUCACAUCAGAUUGAACUUGUGCGCCCUAUGGUGGAAGCUGUUGGAUGGCCAUUGCUUGCCACAUUUGCUGUCACAAUGGAGGAAGGUGAUAAUAAACCAAGGGUUGUUCUUUGUAUGGAAGGAUUUAAAGCGGGAAUACACAUUACUCAUGUUCUUGGAAUGGAUACAAUGCGAUAUGCAUUUUUAACAUCUUUGAUCCGAUUCAACUUCCUACAUGCGCCAAAGGAAAUGAGAAGUAAAAAUGUUGAAGCAUUGCGGACUCUAAUUGCUUUAUCGGAUUCUGAUAUUAAUGCCCUUCAGGAGUCCUGGCUUGCUGUCUUGGAAUGUAUCUCUCGGCUUGAUUACCUAACAUCAAAUCCCACUGCUGCUGCAACUGUCAUGCAAGGAUCAAACCAGAUUUCUAGGGAUGCUAUUUUGCAGUCUCUGCGGGAGUUGGCAGGAAAACCAGUAGAACAAGUAUUUGUGAAUAGUGUGAAGUUGCCCAGUGAAUCUGUGGUAGAAUUUUUUACAGGUCUUUGUAGCGUUUCAGCUGAGGAACUUCGACAAGUUCCAGCACGUGUUUUUAGCUUGCAGAAGCUUGUUGAGAUAAGCUAUUAUAAUAUGGCUCGUAUAAGAAUGGUGUGGGCCAGAAUAUGGUCUGUCUUGGCCAGUCAUUUUAUAUAUGCUGGAAGCCAUCCAGAUGAAAGAGUUGCCAUGUAUGCGAUAGAUUCACUACGUCAACUCGGUAUGAAGUAUUUGGAGCGAGCUGAACUGGCCAAUUUCACAUUUCAGAAUGAUAUCUUGAAACCAUUUGUAAUACUCAUCCGGAACAACAGAAGUGACACCAUAAGACGGCUUAUCGUGGACUGUAUUGUUCAAAUGAUCAAGUCUAAAGUGGGAAGCAUAAAGUCUGGUUGGCGAAGUGUGUUUAUGAUUUUCACAGCUGCUGCGGAUGAUGACAUGGAGCUAAUUGUUGAAAGUGCAUUUGAGAAUGUAGAACAAGUUAUCCUGGAGCACUUCGAUCAGGUUGUUGGUGAUUGCUUUAUGGAUUGUGUCAACUGCCUUAUUGGGUUUGCUAACAAUAAAACUUCUCACCGUAUAAGUUUGAAAGCUAUUGCCCUUCUUCGCAUAUGUGAGGACCGUCUUGCAGAGGGUCUAAUACCCGGUGGUGCCUUAAAGCCCAUUGAUGCCAACGCCGAGACAACUUAUGAUGUGACUGAGCAUUAUUGGUUCCCCAUGUUGGCUGGUCUUUCUGAUCUCACUUCUGAUCCAAGACCUGAGGUCAGGAACUGUGCACUUGAGGUUUUGUUUGAUUUGCUGAAUGAGAGAGGCAGCAAGUUCUCAUCCUCAUUUUGGGAGAAUAUCUUCCAUCGGGUCCUGUUUCCCAUUUUUGAUCAUGUCAGACAAGUAGGCAACGAAAAUUUCAUUUCUACUGGAGAUGAAUGGUUCCGUGAAAGUAGCAUUCAUUCACUCCAGUUGUUGUGCAAUCUUUUCAAUACUUUCUACAAGGAUGUGUGCUUUAUGUUGCCUCCACUGUUAAGCUUGCUUUUGGAUUGUGCCAAGAAAACAGAUCAAUCUGUGGCUUCAAUUUCUCUGGGUGCGCUGGUACAUCUGAUUGAAGUUGGUGGGCACCAGUUCAGUGAGCCUGAUUGGGAUACCUUGUUGAAAAGCAUAAGAGAUGCAACAUACACAACCCAACCCCUUGAGCUGCUCAAUGAUUUGGGUUUGGAGAACUCUAGACAUCAGAUGGUAUCGACAAGAAACUUAGAUGGUGUUUCUGGGGAUGUACCUGCCUCUCCUACACCUGGAAUGUUUGAUAAUCAUCAGUGUAAUGGUAGUGAUGGUGAAAAUAUAUAUCCUCUGGCGACAACAAAUUCUGGCCAUGAUAUUGAGGGAUCUGAAGGUGCUUCAUCUCCUUCUGUAAGAGGUCAGAUACCCACCGAUGCUGGAGGUCUUCAGCGCAGUCAAACAUUUGGUCAAAAAAUUAUGGGAAACAUGAUGGACAAUCUGUUAGUUAGAAGUUUUACCUCGAAACCUAAGAAUCCAACAACAGAUACUUUGGUGCCCUCUUCUCCAGCCAAGUUGUCAGAGACUAUGGAAGUUGAUGCAAAAGACGAGGAGGAAAGUUCAGUUUUGGGAACCAUCAGAAGUAAAUGCAUUACACAGUUGUUACUUUUAGGUGCCAUUGAUAGCAUUCAGAAAAAAUACUGGAAUAAAUUGAAGGCUUCACAGAAAAUCGCUAUAAUGGACAUUUUAUUCUCCACGCUGGAGUUUGCUGCUUCGUAUAAUUCGUACACAAACCUCAGAUUGAGGAUGCAACAGAUUCCUGCUGAAAGGCCACCUCUGAAUCUUCUUCGUCAAGAGUUAGCUGGAACACGUAUAUAUUUAGAUAUCUUGCAGAAGACAACUUCAAUCCUUGAACUGGAACAAGAGAAAGUGCACGAAGCAAGUGUUAAUGGGAAUGGCGCAGCAAGUGUUACCGCUUCAGCAGAACACAUUAAAGACGACAAACUUCAAGCAGUCGCUGAAGAGAAGUUUGUCUCCUUUUGCCGGCAAGUGCUGAGUGAGGCAUCUGAUUUCCAAUCGAACAUGGGGGAGGCUGCUGACAUGGAUAUUCACCGAGUUCUGGAACUUCGCUCCCCGGUUGUUGUUAAGGUGCUUAAUGGCAUGUGCUGUAUGAACAGCAAGGUAUUCAGAAGUAACCUUCGGGAGUUCUAUCCUUUGAUAACCAAACUUGUGUGCUGUGACCAGAUGGAUGUACGUGGAGCCCUGGCAGAUCUUUGCAGCACGCAGUUAACACCUUUACUGCCGAAAGCUGUGGAUCCUGUUCAAUGA